Molecule: messenger RNA, 1621 nt
Organism: Lycium ferocissimum
Lineage: Eukaryota; Viridiplantae; Streptophyta; Magnoliopsida; Solanales; Solanaceae
Product: altered inheritance rate of mitochondria protein 25
Exons: 11
Coding region: 33-1256 (407 amino acids)
Biological process (GO): plasma membrane phospholipid scrambling
Cellular component (GO): plasma membrane
Molecular function (GO): phospholipid scramblase activity
Source: RefSeq, a predicted model, not a curated record
AAUGUAUUUGAUUAAGAUUACCUUAUUGCCAGAUGAGCUGGAGAAGGAGUUUUCGUUGUUUAGCCAAACAGUACAAGUGCAGAUCAUCAGAAAGUUCCGUGACAAACGAGCAUCAGAAUAAUGUUUUUGUUGUUAAAAACAGUUCUUCUGUCCAGUCACAAUCACAAAGAAGAUACGUAUCGUCUUCGCUUAAUCAAACUGGAAAUCUUUCUAAAGCAUUUAACUUUGAAGGAAAUCUGCCAUGGAGGGCUAAGCUGCCUGGAUUAGGACAAGGUGCAUUUGUUGUAUCUCGCCAGUAUGGGCAGAAGUGGGGAGAUGGUCCUGAUUUGAGCAGGGAAUUUUUUGUGCAGCUUUGGCUUGCUGAUAAAAGGAAACAAAGAUCUGCAAGAAAACAAAAAAGAAAAUUGAGAAAUAUUGUAGACCAGACAUCUUUCCAAGCUCCUUUUGGAAAAUUGUUCUCCUCCAUUCCAGAAGAGACAUCUUACAGUGAAGUCAAGCCAGUUACCAAGCAACCACCCACAAGCCAAUCUGUGACAGGUAUUUUGGAGCCAACGUCACUUGAGGAGGCCAAGGUUGCACCUCUUCUUGCAAGAUCUAACUUGCUUAUAACAAGAGAUAUAGAGUGGGCUAAUCUUAUGCUUGGUUUUGAGCAAGAAAACAGAUAUGCAGUUAUGGAUGUCUGCUUCCCACAAUCGCCUGUAGGUUUUAUUCGUGAACAAAGUAAUCUCCUUGCAAGACAGUUUCUUCGUACAAGGCGCCCAUUUGUGGCUUCUGUAACUGACGGCUUGGGCAAUGAGCUCUUUAGGGUUCGGAGGCCCUUUUGGUGGAUCAACAGCUCAAUUUAUGCAGAGAUAAAUGGAAAAGAGGUUGGAGUUGUCCACAGAAGAUGGCAUCUCUGGAGGAGAAUUUAUGAUUUGUACUUGGGGAAUAAGCAGUUUGCUGUUGUUGAAAAUCCUGGCUUUUGGAAUUGGACAUUUACUUUGAAGGAUAUCGACGGGAAGGUGCUGGGUCAGAUAGAUCGUGAUUGGAGGGGUUUUGGUUUUGAGAUUUUCACUGAUGCUGGCCAGUAUGUGAUUCGGUUCGGGAAUGCAGAUUCUAGUAUUUGUCCUAUUACAGGGAUUGAGGAGUUGGAUGUAGCUCGCCCAUUAAGCCUAUCAGAAAGAGCAGUAGCUGUUGCACUUGCUAUAUCUCUUGAUAAUGAUUAUUUCUCAAGACAUGGAGGCUGGGGAAUACCAUUUUUUGUUGUCGGUGAAUGAGAGUAAAUGUAUACCUCACCGGAAGAUGUAUAGAGCAACAACGUAGGAACAAGUCUUCACGCUUAAUGUUUUUUUUGGGGCUUGUUAUGUGAUAUCAAGGCAUUUUAGCAAUGGCCUUGAAUUUGUAGUGCUUUCUCUACCGAGAAUCGACACGAAGUGUUAUGUCAGUGUCAGAUUGAAAUGUAUACCGACUGGAAAUUUUAGCGUUCCUGGACAUGUUGGAACGACAGAUUUAGAAGUAUUGUCAUUGGUUCAGUCCAAUUAUGUGCUUUACUGGAACACUGUAAUCAACAAAGCACAAUUGUGUACUAGAUUAAUGAACCAGCUUGAUAGCAGGUACAAUUGGAAAAGUUGAUGGUAGUUGC